Messenger RNA from Solanum verrucosum, 1945 nucleotides. RefSeq lists its product as uncharacterized. Bases 45 to 1832 code for a protein of 595 amino acids. Lineage: Eukaryota; Viridiplantae; Streptophyta; Magnoliopsida; Solanales; Solanaceae. The transcript is spliced from 9 exons. The record is from RefSeq and is a predicted model, not a curated record.
CAAACCAAUUUUCUUUAUCCAAAUUGUCACGAAUCCCAAAAAAUAUGGUUUAUCCAAUUCAAUCCGAUAUUCGAUCGGCGAUUCAAAUCGCUGCCGUCUUCCGCCACCACAACCAUUACCACCACCUCACAAAUCACCGCCGGCGACUUCCUCCCUCCGUCAUUUCAUACCGGAACUCUCCGAACUGCUGCUUCACGGUGAACUCCGCCUUUAAACUCAGAGCUUUCACCACCAAUGAUGGCGAUACUACAGCCCAGAAGGUUUGUAAUAAGCCAUCGUUAUGCACUGCCGAUGAACUCCACUACGUAUCUGUUAAUAAUUCCGAUUGGAAACUUGCUCUCUGGCGCUACAUUCCUCCUCCUCAGGCUCCAAAGAGAAAUCAUCCCCUGCUUCUGUUGUCUGGUGUGGGGACUAAUGCUAUUGGAUAUGAUCUUGCUCCUGGGACAUCUUUCGCCCGGUACAUGUCUGGUGAAGGAUUUGACACUUGGGUUCUUGAACUUCGUGGAGCUGGGUUGAGUGUGCAGGAGUCAGAUUCCACAAACAUUGAGAAGACUGCAAUUGCAGUCUCAGAACAGAUGGAAGCUGCCGCUGAUAAUGCUACUGACAAAGUUCUUUCUGCAGCACAGCAGUCAACAGAUGCCCAGAGUACCUUAGAAGAGUCUGACACAGCUGUGGUCAAAGAAGAAUCCACAGCUAUUGCAACAAUGUGGGAUGAGUCAAGAGUAGUAAACGAGCUUACGGAAAUAUUUAUGCGUUUGUCAGAAAGAGUCUCUGGCUUCCUCAAUGAAAGCCAAUCAAGGAUUAUGUCUGCUAAACUAUUUGAUCAAAUAUCAAAAUUAUUAGAGGAUUCCUUUCUUUAUGAACGCUUUAACGAGACAAGGGGGAAGUUGUUAAGUCUGCUGGAGACAGGGCAAAACUCUGCCGUUGUUGACCAAGUAAAGGAUCUUAGCCAAAAGCUAGUUAAUAUCAUUGAAGAAGGCCAACGUUCUGUUUCUCCAUUAGUUGAUCUGCAUGAACGUCUAACCACUACCAUAGAAGAUUUCCAGAAACAGCUUGACUUGAUUGUCAAGUAUGAUUGGGACUUUGAUCAUUACCUGGAAGAGGAUGUUCCUGCUGCGAUGGAAUACAUUAAGGCCCAAACUGCACCAAAAGAUGGUAAACUUCUUGCCAUUGGACAUUCUAUGGGAGGAAUAUUACUGUAUGCUUGGCUAUCACAGUGUGGAUUGCAAGGAAGAGAGUCUGGAUUAACUGCUAUUGUAACUUUGGCUUCAUCACUGGAUUACACAUCUUCGAAGUCUGCACUCAGACUGCUCCUACCCCUUGCUGAUCCUGCCCAAGCUCUCAAUGUACCUGUUGUCCCUUUAGGAGCAUUACUCGCAGCAGCUUAUCCUCUUUCUUCUCGCCCUCCUUAUGUGUUGUCUUGGCUUAAUGAUUUAAUAUCAGCUGCAGACAUGAUGCAUCCAGAGUUGCUGAAAAAGCUCGUAUUAAAUAACUUCUGUACUAUUCCUGCUAAACUUAUUUUGCAGUUGACUACAGCUUUUCGAGAAGGGGGACUCCGUGACAGAAGUGGUAAAAUAUUCUACAAGGAUAAUCUUCACAAAACCAAUGUACCCGUGUUGGCUGUUGCUGGAGAUAAAGACAUAAUCUGCCCACCAGAAGCAGUGUGCGAAACGGCAAAGCUUAUCCCCGAGCACUUGGUCACCUACAAAGUAUUGGGGGAUGAUAAUGGUCAGCAUUAUGCUCAUUAUGACUUGGUGGGAGCACGCAUGGCCGCAGAACAUGUAUAUCCUUGUAUAAUCCAAUUCUUAAGCCGUUAUGAUGAUACUAGCUAGGGCCUGUACUCUAGUUUUGACCAUUCUUUGGGUAGCGAGCUCCAUAUUCUUGGCGCCAAAAUACGCUUGUGAUGGUCUCAUUCAUCACUCGUAUCCAUAGAUGCUAGUUAACA